CCCCCCCCCGCCCCCCCCCCCCGCCGCCAUACACCGCCGACCCAUCUCGGAAACAGACUACCAGCAUUAUUCACGAGACCUGCAAGGCGUCACGUGACCCCUCCGCAUGCGAAGCCUGGUUGUCCCAGUCCCAUCACGUGCCUCCCAACGCCACCGUUUUGCAGGUCAUCCAAUCCGCCUUGUCGGCAACCUCGCAGAAUCUGGACAAGGGUCGGGUUAUGGUUCAGGAUAUUCUGGAGUCCUCCGCCGGGAACAAGAACCGGUCUACCGCCGCCAGAAAUUGUCUGGAGGUAGUGAGUUACUCCGAGUACCGGAUCAAUCAGGUCGGCGGAGCUCUGUCGGGCGGCAGGCUCAAGGACGCGCGUGCAUGGAUGAGCGCGGCGCUGGUGUACCAGUACGACUGCUGGUCGGGGCUCAAAUACGUGAACGACACGUCCCAGGUGGUCCAAACGAUGGCGUUCUUCAACAACUCAUUGAUUGCGGGCACCAGCAGCGCGCUUGGAAUGUUGGUGAAUUACGACGUCUAUGGUGAUAAAACCGGCUCCUGGGGCCCGCCCAGAACCGAGCGAGAGGGAUUCUGGGAACCCGGGUCCGACUCCCACACUCCGGGAUGGGUCGGCCGUUUUCCGGCGGGGCUGACGGCGGACGUGACGGUGUGCAAGGGCGGAGGUGGGUGCGAUUACAAGACAGUGCAGGAGGCGGUGAAUGCAGCCCCGACGAACGGAAAGAGGUUCGUGAUCCGGAUCAAGGCGGGGGUUUAUGAGGAGACGGUUCGGGUGGCGUUGGAGAAGAAGAACGUGGUGUUGUUGGGGGAUGGAAUGGGCAAAACGGUCAUAACAGGGUCGAUGAACGUGGGCCAGCCGGGAGUCUCAACCUAUAACUCCGCCACAGUCGGAGUUCUCGGCGACGGAUUUAUGGCCAGCGACCUCACUAUCCAGAACACGGCUGGUCCGGACGCUCAUCAAGCGGUAGCUUUCCGGUCAGAUAGCGAUCGCUCCGUCAUACAAAACUGCGAAUUGAUCGGCAACCAAGACACUCUCUACGCCCACAGCCUACGGCAGUACUACAAAUCCUGCCGCAUCAUAGGCAACGUCGAUUUCAUAUUCGGAAACUCAGCUGCAUUCUUCCAGGACUGCCUCAUCCUCGUUGCUCCAAGGCAACUCCAUCCGGAAAAGGGCGAGAAGAACGCCGUGACAGCCCAUGGCAGGAUCGACCCCGCCCAGUCGACAGGCUUCGUCUUCCAGAAUUCCGUGAUCAACGGCACUGAGGCAUACAUGGCACUGUACUACAGCAACCCCAAGGUGCACCUAAACUUCCUUGGUAGGCCGUGGAAACAGUAUUCGAGGACAAUUUUUGUUCGCUGCACGCUGGAGGCUCUUGUCACGGCAGAUGGAUGGCUGCCCUGGGACGGCGAUUUCGCGCUGAACACUUUGUAUUACGGCGAGUUUGAGAAUACGGGGGCUGGUGCUGACACGUCGAGACGAGUGUCGUGGAGUAACCAGGUUCCGGCCGCGCACGUCAGCUCGUACUCGGUUCAGAAUUUCAUUCAAGGGGAUCAGUGGAUCCCUGGAGCUUCUGAUGAUCAAUAAGUGUGUAGAUAUUAUUGUAAUAUAUAUAUAUUUGAUGCUCAAUUCAAGAUUAACUGCAAGUAAAUGCAGGGGAUGGAGCAGGUGGAGAUUUUGAGAGUAUUGCUCUUGUAAUAUAAUAAUUCACAAUGAACAAGUUUUGUAAGUUGAGCUGAUUAUAGGCAAUACUGAUACAGUAGACAAGUUCAUUAA
Sesamum indicum (sesame) is the source of this 1778-nucleotide messenger RNA. RefSeq names its product Plant invertase/pectin methylesterase inhibitor superfamily. The record is from RefSeq and is a predicted model, not a curated record. Lineage: Eukaryota; Viridiplantae; Streptophyta; Magnoliopsida; Lamiales; Pedaliaceae. Gene Ontology annotation, biological process: cell wall modification. Gene Ontology annotation, molecular function: pectinesterase activity; enzyme inhibitor activity.